AUGCCAGCUGCCAAGAAGACCACAAAACGCACCAGAGGCAAAAAUACAACCAGAGCAAACGCAAGAUCAUCAAAAUUGAAGACAAGGCCUUCAGAAGAUCAAUAUGAUUGUACUGAUCAGGCUGGGUCGGAAGAAGAGGUUUCCGCCAGUAGCGACAUGAAUGAAGGGGAUCUAGAACUAUUUCGUGCGGCAUUCGCAUCGGUCAAAUCGAAAAACACUAAGAAGAAAAAUGACGAGUUUCUAAAGAAAAAUCAAGCACUUGUCGACGAGGCUCGCAAGCAGGCCGAGGCUAUGGAACUUGCCGGUUUAGCUCAUAUCGAGCAAUUGAUGCGGGGAUUUGAGACUAUUUCCCAACCUUCUGCAAACGAUGACAUCUCGAAAUUCGCGGAUCUCGUUGGAAAUCGUUCAGCCUUCAGCCGAGAGUUGUUCGAAACAAGCAAACUCUCACUUGAAGAGCUGAAAGUUGACUACGAGAAAGUAUUUCGAGAUGCGGAAGACGAAGGCAAGUUGCGUCCAAAAGCGCGCCAAGCGCCGCGAAAAGCUCCGACGCCAAACAGUUCGCCACGGGUACCAAAUUUUGGAGCAAGGUAUAGAAGAGCAAAAGCUGAUUACCGACGCUGCGAACUUCAUCAAGAACUUCCAAAGACUCAUGAGUAUUUGAUCGAGGUGCUUUCUGGUCCUUCUCGUUUACGUGAUUAUAGAUAUAGGCUUGUUCCCUUCAUCUCGUUCGCUUUAGCCGGGCAGUUCCCUGAAUUUGAUGGCGUCAUUGGUGGUGUACCAAAAGGUCCGGCCACAAAGACCACUGCGUUCGCAGCGGUCGAGCCAGAAUCCAAAGUCGCAGCAGCAAUUCCUACCACAAUUACACCGGGAAAACUGCGCUAUGUGGAAAACUCUGGUGUUUGCGAAACCACGCCAGGAGUUUACCAAGCUUCAGGAUACGCCGAUCUCACCUCGAAACAAAGCAUCUGGUUUUGGUUCUUCGCAGCGCGCAAAAACCCCGACACUGCACCACUGUCAAUUUGGCUGAAUGGUGGACCUGGUAGCUCGAGUAUGAUCGGUCUAUUCCAGGAAAUGGGACCUUGCCGGAUGAAUAGUGAUGAGUCGACGGUUAGCCUGAAUCCUUACGCGUGGAAUGAGUAUUCAAAUAUGCUCUACAUCGACCAGCCUGUUGGGGUGGGUUAUUCAUAUGGUGAGACAGUAGUCGGUACCUCAAAGGAUGCGGCUAUUGCGCUAUGGAAAAUGCUUCAGAUCUGGUUUGCCGACUCCAAGUUUAGCAAGUACGCGACCCGCGACUUUGCCAUCUGGACUGAAUCAUAUGGUGGCCAUUACGGACCCACAAUUGCCUCAUAUUUCCUGGACCAGAACGCUGCCAUUGCUGCCGGCACAAUUACUGGUAUCAAGAUCAACCUAAAAGUGUUGAGUGUCGGAAAUGGGCUGACGGACCCGUACUCGCAAUACCCCGGCUAUGUCAAGUACGCCAUGUCUAACCCAUACCAGCCACUCGUUUCUACGUCUACUAUUACUUCUGCCAACAACUCUCUAUACCAAUCGGGAGGCUGUUUGUCCCAGAUUGCAAACUGCGCAAGUACCAAUUCCAACUCCGUGUGCAGCUCUGCACAGAGUUACUGCAAUUCUCGCGUCCUGAGUCCCCUUGGUGGAAACUACGAUGUCUAUGAUGUCCGUGUAAAAAACCCAGACCCAUAUCCUUAUGACCCAACCAGUCUUCUCUCGAGCUCCAGCUUCAGGUCCAAAAUCGGUGCUCUGAAGUCAUGGACGACUACCAACACUCAGGUGUACAGUAACUUCGCGACUACGGGUGACUGGAUGAGGAACUCGCGGCCUGAUCUUGAGAAGGUUAUUAAUGCUGGGGUGCGCACCUUGAUCCUUGCUGGCGAUGCUGAUUACAUCUGCAAUUAUAUUGGUUUCGAGUUAAUGGUCGAUGCACUUCAAACCAAGUUUACGAGCGAAUACAAGCAACAGAAAUGGACCAACUGGACUGUUGCCGGCAAUUCUGCUGGACAGUACAAAAAUGCUGGAACUUUCUCAUACCUCCGCGUUCCUGCAUAUGGGAACGGAAAACUUGCGGUCGGACAGGCUGCUUUGGUUUACUUUACCCAAGCCAUGCAGGGAAAGUCUGUUUCCUCGACUUGA
Molecule: messenger RNA, 2151 nt
Organism: Rhizoctonia solani
Lineage: Eukaryota; Fungi; Basidiomycota; Agaricomycetes; Cantharellales; Ceratobasidiaceae
Product: Serine carboxypeptidase
Exons: 19
Coding region: 1-2151 (716 amino acids)
Biological process (GO): proteolysis
Cellular component (GO): fungal-type vacuole
Molecular function (GO): serine-type carboxypeptidase activity
Source: RefSeq, a predicted model, not a curated record